CCAGUUUCAAUAUCAAUUCUCUCUCUCUCUCUCUCUCUCUCUGUUUCUCUCUCUGUGUUUCUCUGUUUCUCUCACUUCCUACAUCAAUAGCCUGAGUUCAAGUGCAAGUUGUUAAUGGUUGCGUGAAGAAGAAGUUUGGUAUAUUGGUUGUUUUUCGUUGAUAUCACUUGGGUAUUUUCUCGAAAUGGGGAAGAAAGAACUGCAAGAUCAGAAAGCCAACGAGAGAGUUGAAGCUGUCCUUAAGCUUCUCAGAAAACAAGCUCCUCUCACUGUCAAACAGGAGAAGUUCUGCACGACCGCUUGUGUUGCGCGAUUUCUGAGAGCAAAAGGUGAUAGCGUGAAGAAGUCUGCGAAGCACUUAAGGGCUUGCCUUUCUUGGAGAGGGAACAUCGGCAUAGAUAACUUGACAGCAGAUGAGUUCUCAGCUGAGCUCGUCGAAGGAGUCGCUUAUGUGGCUGGUAAUGAUGAAGAAUCCAGACCCGUUUUGGUUUUCAGGAUUAAACAAGAUUACCAGAAGUUCCAUUCUCAAAAAAUGUUCACUCGUUUGCUCGUAUUCACUCUAGAAGUAGCCAUUGGAACCAUGUCAAAAAGUGCUGAACAGCUCGUAAUCCUUUUCGACGCAAGUUUUUUCAGAUCAGCUUCAGCUUUUCUGAACUUAUUGCUGACAACGCUGAAGAUUUUGGCGGAUUACUAUCCGGGAAGGCUUUACAAGGCUUUUGUCAUCGACCCACCUUCUCUUUUUUCUUAUCUAUGGAAGGGUGUCCGUCCCUUUGUGGAGCUGUCAACGGCCACGAUGGUGGUAUCAUCGCUAGACUUUGAAGAAUCGCUAGAAUUCAAUGACUUUUCAGCCUACCCACGUGCCUCGUCCCUCAGAUUUGACACAUCGUCGAUAAAUUCGACGGCCAAGAUCGGUUCUUGCUCUUCCUCCCGAUUUUCCUUCACAGUAUCCCACCAUUUUGACUCACUCAAACCGUGGUACCUCACUUUAACUGACACCUCAUCAUACAAGGUUGGGCCCACAAGUCCAUACCCUGUGGCCCCCGCACUUAUCUCGCCACUGAACGCCCGGUCACUCUCGUUCGCAUCACCAGCUGCCAGGACUCCACGUGGCAGCGUCAACGGUGGUGGUAACCCCAGGCUCACCAGAAAAAGCUUAUUCCCAUCAACACCAUUGCCACAGCGAAGCAAGGGCAGUGAACCAAUCAAAAUCACCCAUCCUCGAACACCACGUCCCUCAUUCCUGCAAUCACCGGCCAUGUUUUUCAGGAGGGAUUGCCACGUCAGCGUCAAGACCGACAAGUCUCGAGAAUCGUUCUUACCAUUUUUAAAAUUCUACAGAAGGCCGUACGAUGAGAUGAUUUACAGGUCAAAGAUGCGGCCCCCACUCGGUGGCCUAAUCUCCAUCGUCUCUCCCCACAUCAAACGCCGCCACGUGUCAGUAUCACAACGGUUUUAAACACCACCCAGAAAGGAAACGAGAAAAAAGAAAUAGUACAUAGGGCUGACACUGAUUAAUGAAGCUAAUAAUUGAUUGAUUAUUUUGUUUAUCUCGAGUUAUGUGGUGCAUGGAUGGUUAUGCUUAUGUUUACGGUGAGCUCGUGCGGGUGAUUAAUUAAGAAGAGGCAGACUACGUGCGAGGUGGGAUGUGAAAACUUGUGCGCCAUGUCUAAUUUUGAGCUCUGUGGAAACAUAUAAUAAAUAAAGUCCACGUUUUGGGUUUUGCAUGGGAGAAAGACAGCGUGGUCGAAACGGCGAACAGUGUGUACUGCAUUGGAAAACUUACUGUACCAAGAAAACCAAAGCGUUGAAAACAAAUCUAUAUAUGUUUCAAUUCAAAGUUGAAUAUGUUAAUAUAUAUUGAAUAUUAUUUUUCCUGUGAA
This is a messenger RNA of Pistacia vera, 1880 nucleotides long. RefSeq lists its product as uncharacterized. The record is from RefSeq and is a predicted model, not a curated record. Bases 185 to 1456 code for a protein of 423 amino acids. The transcript has 7 exons. Lineage: Eukaryota; Viridiplantae; Streptophyta; Magnoliopsida; Sapindales; Anacardiaceae.